Glossina fuscipes is the source of this 3669-nucleotide messenger RNA. RefSeq lists its product as uncharacterized. Gene Ontology annotation, biological process: regulation of proteolysis; proteasome-mediated ubiquitin-dependent protein catabolic process. Gene Ontology annotation, cellular component: cytoplasm; nucleus. NCBI's taxonomy places the organism in Eukaryota, Metazoa, Arthropoda, Insecta, Diptera, Glossinidae. The transcript has 16 exons. The coding region runs from base 259 to 3597 and encodes 1112 amino acids. Gene Ontology annotation, molecular function: ubiquitin protein ligase binding. The record is from RefSeq and is a predicted model, not a curated record.
ACGGAAUUGUUUUCAAAAAUUAUUUAAAGCAGUGAAUACAUGAAGCGAGAGAUAAUAAAAUUGCAAGAAUUCCUUAUAUACGUUAGAAAAAAUUAAAUAAAACAAUUGGCGUUUCAAAUGCAUGUGGAUUGAAGAGUCGGAGAGGGAAUUUUUUGUAAAAAAAAUUUUUCAAUAAAAUUUAUUGUAAAUGAUUUUUAAUAAAAAUUUGCUAAAAUUUCCGUAAUGCAUAAAGCGUAUUAACGCCCACUUCUAUGACUUAUGGAUGUUAAAGCAAUGGCCGCUAUUGAGCAUACAUUUUUAGGUACUUGGGAGAUUGUCUCCUGUACGUUCGAGGGUCAAAAGGAAAUAUCCGGUUUAGAAGGCAUAAAAUUUCGUUUGGAUGAUACCAGUGACAUUACUUGGUAUAACGAUUUGGUUAAUCCUUUGCCCGAAACGAAAGACUACGAUAGCUGUUGUGAUUCGGCCAAUGUCCUAUUUACCUGUGAAACAUUUGAAGUCAACGAGAAUAAUCCACGUUUAAUAUUUGGUGCUUUUGCCGGCCACAGCAUAGAAUUCAGUACCACAACAUUAACGCCUACUGAUUCGCUGAUAUUAUUUUGCGAAAAUUGGUAUGCUUUGGAAUGUAAACGUUUAAAGGAAGACCAGGCCGCCGGUCAGGCAAAGGAAUUCUCUUUUGCCGAGUCUCUAAACGAAUCAUAUUUUAGUGAUGUCAUUAUUAAAAGUUCAGACGGUUAUGAGUAUUAUGUUCAUGCUUGCAUAUUACGUUUAAAUGGUUUUGAUUGUAGCAUGUGUGUUCAGAAUAAUUGCGCACCGACAAUACCUCAAACGCGACAACAAACCCAAUCCCAAAUUAAGGAGAAUACCAGCACAGCAAAAACAAUAAAUGCCAUAACUAUUUCGGUAACUUUGCCCAAUACGACGCCUUUAGAAGAUCAUGAAAAAUCAUUGCCAACAUUAAAUUUAUCACCGAUUUAUCUGAAGCCGCCUGUAGAUUGUCAUACCUCAGCAACGUCAGCGGAACGUCUUUCUAAGUUGUCUUCAUCCUAUAAUUGCCUUUCAUCGGUCACGACCACCAAAUUUUCAACCAAUGGUAGUAAUACCAAUUUAUUACACUUGGAAGCGGGUGGCAUGCGUCGUUUUCCGCCCACAUCACAUUCCGAUUCUCAUUUGGAAGCACAUCAUUUGCGUCAGUCGAGCAAGAAUAUCUUUAACUUUUGUCAAGAUUUAAUGCUGCAGCAGAAUCAGCAGCCGCAACAACAACAACAACAACAACAACAACAACAACAACAACAACAACAACAACAACAACAACAUCAACAAUCUGGAGAGCCAUGCAAUCCAUUAGUUUGCAACAUCCGGCGACCUCCUUUGUCACCUUAUCGCGCUAGAAGUCCUUCACCAUUUCCUAGUUCUAUGGAUACACCGCCUUCUUCACCUCUAACUCCGGUCGCUGUUUUAUAUGAUUUGCCUACUUUCCUUCUCACGCCGAUCUUACAUUGGCUUUACACCGAAUCAUUGUUGCCCGACUUAGAUGAAGACGUUUGUGAGAAAUUGAUUAAUUUUUCGGAAAGUCAGCCGUCAUUAACAAAAAUGACGGAUUCAUUUAAGAGAUAUUUAAAACUAAUUAAAUUGAAGAAAUUUGUUGUUGACAUCGUUAUGGAUUUGCAUCAAAUAUUAAAUCGCACAAUACAAACCAUUAAUCCAGUAACUAUAUCUCAUGUCCCAUUUAUACUUUGCGAUACAUUUAAGGAUUGCCUUAGAGAAUGUUUUGUAGGAUGUGCCAAAAUUUUACAAUUUUGUAAUAUAUUCAUUAAGGAUGCCGCCGAUAUUAUGCGCUAUCAGAAAAACGAGAUAAUCAAAUAUAUACGCACUCGCAUACCGGUCUUUAUAUCGCAAUUGCAUCAAUUAUUGGACAAUAUUUUAGAAGUAUUCCUUUACUUGCCCCCCGAAGAGAAGUCCGAAUUGGCUCUUUUCCUAAUACCCGAGGUAGAAAGUGCUUUAAUAACAUUAACCAAUUUGGUAGAAGAAAUUAAAAAUUCCUUAGAAAAAAUGUGCAAAGAUUUGAAAUGCUCGCAUCUGGACUUAUCGAUGAAAAACGCUUCAGAUGAUGCCGUAGCUUUGCAAAUUCAAAAUAAUACCUUUAUUACAGCAAGUGCGAUUGCAGAGGAGACUGGCGUCAAUAGUUUGUUUAGUCAACCACCAUUAUCGCCUAGACCUCGACGAGGUCCACCCUUAGGUUUAACGCUAUACGAUAAUCCCACUGAGAAGCAGCGCUUGUUGAGUGCCGAAAAUGAUUUGAAAUUCGUUUUGUAUAUGUAUGAAGUACGUAAAAUGCGAGAUAUAUAUGGACGUAUAUCGGCCGCUUUGGAUGUGAUCAGAGACAAAAAAAACACUUUUAUCGGGAUGGAUCAUUUAACUAAACGCAACACAAUCUAUGAAAAUAUUCAUCAACUAAUCGGUUACAUACCCGCAUGCAUGACCAUAAUGAAGAGUCUUUCAGAUCGUGUUGAGGGUAAAUUGGGUUGGAAGGAGUUCAAGUUUUGUUUUAAACUGGCCACAUCGCAAAUUAAUGGCGUACUAAUAAAAAUAUUUGAUCAUAAAUCAGCCUUGAAAGAUGCCUUGACGCAGAUUUGCAAAUUAGUACAAAAACAAGAGUUUACACAAUCGCUAAUAGAUUUAGGCCUGUUGGAGCCAUCCAAUGUCUUGGAAAGUGAAUUAAAUACAAUGCAAAAGCAUUUGCCAUCGGAAUUGAGCGGAGAUUACAUGGAGAAUAAAAUCACAAAUGAUUACAAAAUUGUUAAGCUUAACUUGGUAAGACAUUUGUGCGAACCACCUAUAGCUGCUAACAGCAGUCUAUCAAAAAAUGCUUUACGUUUAUUGCAUUCGGCCCAACUAACCGAUAUGGAAUUCGAAGUGCAUACUGUGGCAUCAAUCAUUUCUGGGAAUAGUUGUAAUAUGGGCAACACAACAAAUUAUAGCAUAGACCGCGAGGGAUUGAGCAUGCAGAGCCAUAAAUCAAACUCACAAGUUCAUAUAUUUCGUGCCCAUCGUGUUUUGGUCGCGGCUCGAUGCGAAUGCUUUAAAAAGGCACUAAUGUCGGGCAUGCAAGAAAGCAUCACUAGAAAAAUUAUUAUAACUGACACAUCGCCGGUAAUAUUUCGCCGUUUGUUACUGUAUUUAUAUGGGGCACCAAUUGAUAAAACCGUGGGUGCCGAACAAAUUUGCGAAUUGAUGAUGUUAGCAGACAGAUAUUCAAUAAUUGAUUUAAAGGAAUUAUGCGAAAAUACCUUAAACGCUCUAAUUGAUGAAGACUCGGUGUUGUGUUUAUUGGGUAUUUCGGAUCAUUAUAUGGCCACAGCUUUAAAGUCAAAAUGCUUGUCAUAUCUAUCGCAGAAUUCCCACGUGACCAAAUCUGCGAUGUUUAAGGAAUUAACGAAUUCACUGCAACUUGAAGUCAUGGAUCUAAUACAUUGGUAUGGUCGUGUAGCCGAACCAUGGAAUAAUAGUAGUGGAUUUAAGCCGCGUAGUGCUUCAAGGCAUAGUCUGAGAAGUCCUUCAAAGUCAAGGUCACGGUCGCGAAAAUCAUCGCCUUGUUAAAUAAAUAGAAAGAUGAUAUAAACUAAAAAUGACCUGUUAAUGAAAUGAAGAAAAAAAAAAAAAACAAAACAA